This is a messenger RNA of Dreissena polymorpha, 2278 nucleotides long. RefSeq lists its product as uncharacterized. The transcript is spliced from 9 exons. The record is from RefSeq and is a predicted model, not a curated record. Lineage: Eukaryota; Metazoa; Mollusca; Bivalvia; Myida; Dreissenidae. The coding region runs from base 350 to 2278 and encodes 642 amino acids.
UCUGUUAGCGGGCACCUGGCGGACGUCAUCGCGAGGCACGUGGUCUGUGCCAGCAAACCAGUCGUUCAUAAGCAAUUUCAAAUCGACCCAUGAUGCCCGUAAUCCGAUAGUUACAAUAACAUGCGAACAAUCGAACGGGACGGAAUAUGUGUUGAAAUAUUCUUCCGAGUUGUUUGCUGGUAUAGUUUUAGAUUACUACAUCUGUCUGGAGAUCCCGUCCUCACAUUUGGAAAGUGUUUCCACGAUAUAUAUAGUUACAGCGUUUGACAGCAGCUCGGGUGAGCCAUUCACCUCAGUACCCUCCCUUACCUGCGCCAACACCGGAUACAAGACGCCUCAAAGAACAAUAAUGGCCGUGUGGGAGAAUGCAUCUUUACCUGACGUAGCGAUUUCACUUCCGAACGUUAUUCGUGGAAACUACGCGGCUAAUGUAACCGACCAACAAAGCCGGAUCGGAAAUGACACAAUCAUUACUGUAUGUGAUGACGUCACUAGGAUUGUUAUCACCACCAACUCUUCACAGACUGCGGACAUAGCAUUCUCAAAUUCCGGUGUGAUGUUUGCGCUGUCGUACGCUAGCGUCAACGACACAACGUUUAUCUACACAUACAACAAUGACAGCAGCGUCGAUGACGUCAAUACUUUCACUUUUGUUUGUUGGGCUAUCACACCAGACGAGAAUAACACGCUGGUCUACGUCACAAUAUUCCCGCGCACCUGUAAGCUGGAUCAAACUGGGUUGUCGGUUCCUUCCGUUGGCCAGAAGCUAGUGCUUGAUCCCAUUGCUGCCACGACGCCUAGCAGCACCGAUAACACCAUUCUCAUCAUCAUCAUCGUCGUAUCAGUCAUCGGAGGCCUCAUCAUAAUCUUCCUGCUCAUCGUUCUUGUCUACUGGCUCGUUAAACGGCAGCGCGAACAGGAAAACAUGGCCAAACCAGUUCCUCGAAACAUAGACAACCAGAAAAGGAGACUUAUUACAGUUAAAGCGCGCCGGCCAAAGUCUUCAAAUGAUAUCACGAAAGUCAAACCGACGAAAGCAACAAUUACCUCCCCAACCAAUAGAACCGUUGCCGUGCAGGCGUCCAUUUGGAUUGGACCCAUCCAACCGAGGACUAUAUCCGGUUUGAAGCAUGAGGCCAGGCCCAAGACACCACCGAGUCCAGAUAAGUUCGUACCAUUUGUGGGGUACAUAGACCGAAAUUUGACGAGGUCGAAGACAAAUGUAGAUAAGGAUAAGAAAUUAUUGCGGACUAGCACGGUGAUUGAACAGUCAGAACCACCGCCCAAAAGACCUCGAGUAUUGGCGAAGAGAAAACACGAGCCCGACAGCCCUAGACGAGUAUUCGUACAUCAAACACCGGACGCUGACACAAAGUACAUUAAGCACUUCUCCGAAGAGUUUGAAAAAUUGCAUCCUUUCCCUUUAGAAGGAAAUCCGCAAAAUUACAUUCAAAAUCCGGUCAUAGUCGAUCCUGAUGACAAGAUUAUAGAGCCUACAGUGGCAAAAACAUCAGAUGAGCACGUAGUUGUAGUUGCGAUUGAAGUAAAUGGAACUGAGAGUAAACAGCCUAAUAUUACAGUCACUCCAACUGGUAAUGGAACUACGGAACACGAACAGAAAGCAGAGGUAAAUCCAGGACUAAAUAACCAUGGAUUAACAACGAACAGUUAUAAAAGAGCAUCUUUUAUGGAGCAAGUGCACGUUGUACCAAAUAGAACUGUGAUUAAACAAAAUACUAUUUCAACAAAACAAACGUUCCCAAAACUUACGAAUGAAAACACGAGUGGGAACAUGAAUGAAUGUCGUAAAAAUGAUAUAGGUGUUAGUCUUGCACAGGCUGGUUCUAUACGAAAGGACCAAUACAGGCCCAUAGUAAAUCAUCGCUACUAUUCGCCUUACGCUUUGUCACUAGCACAGAAGGAAUAUAUGCACCAGAAAAACGCAUGGAUUAGGCACAAGUUCCACGAAACUCUGAGGAGCAAAAAGGAAAUAGAAACAAUGAGACGACAGGAAAAUGAGCGCGCGUUUGAGAAAUGGAUACGCGAAAAGCAAGCAUCGAUGGAAAAAAUAAGGAAAACAUAUAAGACAACGAAGAAGUUCAGUUUCAAAAAACACAAGAAGCAAAAAGACACUUCCUUCCGGUCGAAUGCUAGUAAGCAUUCGACAACUGAAGUGGAGUCCAUGGUUUCUCUUCAAAGCAAAGCAGAUACGGAACUUCUUGUGCCGCAUGAUGGAAUUUCUAUGGUUUCUCACCCUAGCAAGCCAGAGACCGUGUGA